AUGCCACGUGAGAUUAUCUCUCUACCCCAACCUAGUCCCCGCAAGCUACGAAGUCGUGUGGUGCCGAAGAAAAGGACACCUAGUGAUCAGGACAGCACAUCAUUAAUACCGGCAACGAGCAGCGGCCCUGGUCCGAUUCACAAUGCCUUGCAAAAUGUAGGUGUCAAUGUCGGCGCUAACACACAACGCGACCGGUUGCUUGCGAUGCUUUCUCGACAUCUGAUCCGGAAGAAGCCUCGAAUGUCUGCUGGCAUUGUUCCCGAUAUCACUCCGAAGUUUAGUGGUGGGAAACCCCCAAAGCGAGAUACACUUGACUGUAACCCACUGGACGAGGGCCGAUUUCACACACCGCGGAAUGAUGUGAAUGAGUUAAACGCCGAUGGAUCCUUUUCUCAAUUUGGCGACCACGACCUUGUGAAAAUGAUCAGGGGAGUGGGAAUAGAUGCCGAAGGUUGGGAUCGAGAGAAGCUCAUCACCACGUGUCAAGAGUACAACGAGCUGAUCGUCAUCCCCGACAAUCUGAAAAAAUUCUUUGAGCUGAAUGGAGUAGUCAAACAACGCGAACUGGACCCAGUAUCAAAUGUAUUGACUCCUCAAGAACUAUCCAAAACCGUAUUUCCAUCAACACAGCCGAUAGUCCCAUUCGCUGGUCCGUCCGACCCAAGGUCGUGGCAUAUUUAG
Molecule: messenger RNA, 681 nt
Organism: Melampsora larici-populina 98AG31
Lineage: Eukaryota; Fungi; Basidiomycota; Pucciniomycetes; Pucciniales; Melampsoraceae
Exons: 6
Coding region: 1-681 (226 amino acids)
Source: RefSeq, a predicted model, not a curated record